AGCGUCGUGGACGUGCGUUGAGUCCUACGAGUCUAGUGGAAAGAGCGGAGAAGCACAUUUUUGAGUUGGAUUGCGUGUUUCACAGCGCCGAGAAAAAAAAAGGCUAGAACGUUACUUAGUUAUUGACUGUAAGACGUUCGCCAAUUUACCUCAAUGAACAUGCUUUCAGGACCAGCUUUUUUUAUUUUUAGUUGAUAAAAUAUAAUAUAAAUAUCAGCCACCAGCUUCAAACCGUGAUGUGAGAAAUCCAAACUUGACUGUGAUACCGGGAGGGAAAAACUUCUCUACUUUUCCUUUAUACGGACACGGAACGCAAAACAAGGAGCGAAUGAUAGAUCAUUGAUGUACAUUUGAACACACUGAUCUGUGGCAAUCACUGAGAAAAGGGAAGCAGGAUCCCUCUUCUGAAAGUCACAUCAGUCACACCCAAACCUCUCCCAAAAUGUCUCUGGCCUCCUUCCACUUGAUGCAGGCCCUGAAGAACUCUCCUGCAGCCCUGCGCAGACACUUUAAACGUGACCGCACAGAAAGCCUUUCCCAUGGGGACCCCAUAUUCAAAGUCCAUUAUCUAGGCACUAAAAAAAUCUUCUCUCUUGACCUGGAGCAGGCAGAAGAAGUCAUUAACCGGCUCCUAGAUGGUGCGCCUGGAAAGUUAUCCAAAGACCAUGCUCUGGUGGUGCGGCCACGAUAUGUAGAAGUAAAAGAGUUGAGCACAGGGAGACAGCUCACCAAGACCUACCUGCAUGACAUUGCCUACUGCGCAUCACACACAGCCCAUCCCAACGUAUUCCUCUAUAUAUGCAGGCAACCUGGCCAACAGCUACAGUGUCGGGUGUUCUGGUGUAGUCGUGUGGAAAGGGCAAAGGAUAUGACAGCAUGCCUAGCAAACUCAUUUCAGAGGGCACUAAACGACUGGCAAGAUGGCUGUGCGACACUGCCAAAGGCGGAGGGCAUUGCUAGGGAUGUUGAGGGUGACAUCACCCCUGCUGCCGCUGCCAAAGGAUUGACACUGCCAGCCAGUUUGGGGAAAGUGCGUUGGAAGAAGAAGGGCUCAAUUUCACGUAGUCCUCUGAGAGGCAUCACCAGAAGAGGUUCAUCCAGUGAAAACUGGCAAUGAGAUUCCCAACUAGUGGAUGUCUUGACCCCUAUGGGAUCCUACCAACAAGAAAGCACUUUUUCUCCAUUCCCACCAUCUCAACAUAGUGACAGAUGACAACGGCUGGACCUGUCAUAGCUUGACUCCAACAAACCUUUCAGGCGAAGAAAGUACUGUUUUUAUAGAUUAAUGUUUGGACUUUAAUUGAAGUUGUUGUUUUUGCUCCAUUCGGGCAAAGACAUUGAUGACUGAAAAGGUGGGGUGAGACAAUAGUUCUAUAAUUAUAUGCUGGUCAUUUUUUAUUUGAUGUGUUGCUUUUCAAAUUGGUAGAAGUAUUGUUUGUAUCUUCAUCUCAAGACUUGAAGCCUCUAAGGACUUGUAUGCAAAUUUCAUGCAGUUAAAUAUAUAUAUUACCAAAGUUAAGUAAAACUGACUGGUAGUUCUUUUGA
This is a messenger RNA of Silurus meridionalis, 1545 nucleotides long. RefSeq lists its product as uncharacterized. Lineage: Eukaryota; Metazoa; Chordata; Actinopteri; Siluriformes; Siluridae. The coding region runs from base 443 to 1117 and encodes 224 amino acids. The record is from RefSeq and is a predicted model, not a curated record. The transcript is spliced from 3 exons.